Zootermopsis nevadensis is the source of this 9833-nucleotide messenger RNA. NCBI's taxonomy places the organism in Eukaryota, Metazoa, Arthropoda, Insecta, Blattodea, Termopsidae. The record is from RefSeq and is a predicted model, not a curated record.
UCUGGUUUGUUCAAAAUGAAAGUGUUUUUGUUUCCAGGUGUACUCUUCCGCCAAACUUGCUUAUCAUUCAUAUACCUUCUCCUGCUACUACUGCUGCCUAUGGUGAGGAUACCAACACACAAGACCAUGGCCAGUGCCACAGGCCAAUAUCUGCGAGCAGUGAUGGUGCUAAGUUUUCUCACAUCUAUAGCACAACUUUCAUUUCAGAUUGUGCUGUUAUCUAUGCCUCCAUAUGGAAACUUUUUAAAAGAAAACAAUACAACGGAGACCAUCUUGCGACAUGUUGGUUUGAUUCGAUUGGAUGGUCUUAGAGUGGAAGAUGGCUUUCGUUACAUUGCUCCAGAAGUACUCAUGCUUGUAACCUCAAUUGCUGUGUAUGUUAGUAGUACAAAACUGUCAGUGGAAAGUACACAAAGCCGUGCCUCUUCAGCUAGUGCCCCAUCAACAGCUGCCAUUCUUCCGCCAGUACCAAGCACUGCUGCAUAUCGAAAUCGACGCAAGGCCUUUUUUAUCACAAUAGGUAAAUGUCUUGCACUGACAUCGCUAUGCUUGGCAGGCAUAUUGCAACCAUCUGUUCUAAAUGGAGUCUACUUUCUUGCAUUCCUGGGAGGUAUGACAUGGUGGUCAUGCUACAAGGAACUGCAUCGUCCAUUUGGCCUGGUGCUAAAUUGUGUUCAGGUGUUGGCUGCAUUGCAUAUCAUGGCACUGUUUAUUGUUCAACUACAGUGGGUUCAAGAAUUUCUCACAUCUGACUGUAAUUAUUGCAGAUAUUUGGGUCUGACUUUCUUGAUGAAGACGAGUGGCGAUGAUCCGCGUAUGCAGGAUUUUGUUAGAGCUGAAUGGGCUUCAUUUCUCAAUCCAGUUGCUCUCUUGUGGCUCUUCUACAUCCUUGGAAUUGAAUCUUAUUUCCUCCUCCAGCCAAGAGACAGGUGCAACGAGGAGUUCACAAACAUAGAUGGGAUACGACGUAUUCCAAUGUCCCGUCAGCUCUCAAUCCGCUUCUCCCAACAACGGAAGCUAACCCUUUCCCGUAACACUACUAACAGAUGGCGCUCAGCCACUCAGAAAGUGCGAGUUAACAGUUUCGAAGCUGAUGGAUCUGACGUAAAUGAACACACUCACCUGAUAAGAAACAUGAGCCCUGCCAAAUAUGAUUCAACUGGUCGGCGGCGGAGCACAGUCAGACAGGAUGCUCAUGGGAGUGUGAUCCUCAGUGAUGGCUAUGAAGAUGUGAUACAGUUAGAUGCACUGGGAGCUGCACGGAACGAAGAGAUUCAACCUGGAAUAUGUGAACAGAUCUUGGACUUCUUUGCUUCCUUAUUCCGGAUAAUCAAUCAAUCUUCCUACAUAGGAACGAACAUCAUCAUGAUGGCAUGGAGUAUUACAUAUCACAGUUGGUUAACAUUCGUGUUACUACUGUGGGCUAGCAUUCUGUGGAUCCUUCCUAACCAGCGCCGCUCCAUGAUGAGGUGCUCGCCUUUCCUCAUGGUAUAUGCCAUAUUCCUGUAUGGCAUGGACCUCACUGAUGAUGAGCUACCAGACCAUGUGAAGGGUGUGAAUCUGCGUCAGAUAGGUUUUAUCAAAACCACAAAACUGCCCUGUGAACCUCUGUUUAUCAAGAGUUUGUAUACACUUUUCUUCUGGAUUACCUUGCGUCAGUUUAUGCAAGAACGCUUUGAGAGACGCAACACAUCUGCAUUGGAAGAUAUGGCUGCACCUUUACAAAUUACCGUUGGUCCUGCAACCAGAGGUUUUUCAGACACACAGGAAGCCAAUCAGUCAAGUCAGGCCAUGAACUGGCUGGGUGAAUUUGUUAAGAGUGUGCUGACAAAAUUCUGGAUUUGGGUGGUUGCGAUAAUGCUGUUUGUGAUAGGUCUCAGUGGAACUCGAAUGACUGUAUAUCGCAUUAUCUAUAUGGCACUCUUCCUUAUCUUUGUGCUUGUCUUUCAGCUCUCUUAUCAAGCAUGGCGCAAGUUUAUGUAUGGGUUCUGGCUGACUGUGAUAAUCUACUCCAUGUCCAUACUGGUACUGAUCUACACAUAUCAGUUCGAUGAUUUUCCCUCCUACUGGACAGACUAUCUUGGCAUUUCUCAAGAACUGCAAAAAGAUAUUGGCAUGGAAAUAUUCCAGACCAGUGAACUGUUCGUUAAACUGCUCACUCCUACUUUUUUCCUGGUGAUCACGGUGAUACAGAUGCACUACUUUCACAAUGACUUCCUCACGCUCACAGAUAUCAAAUGCAGGCCAGAGAUUGUGAAACGAGAAUCAAGUACAUAUGGCAGCUCAGUGGCUGGAGGUCAAGGACAGGUAUCAGAAGACCCAGAAGAAGGGACAGACGAGCAGCAGAAAGAGGAGAAUGUCCCAAUGCCUUCUCUGCGAACACUUAAACAACUAUCGACCAAGGAGCUGCAGCAACUGGCAAUCCAGUUCAAGAUUCAGGUUCAAAAAGUAAUUGACUUGUUGUGGCUGUUCCUGGAGCUGCAUAUGCUGAAACUGAUGCUACUGUCUACAGUGCUGCUCUGUGUCUUUGAUGUAUGUGCAGUAAAUUUCAUCUUCCUUCUUCUUACUGUGGUGGCACUGCCAUUUGGUGGCAAGACGCACACACUUGUGUGUCAUGUUGUGUCAGUUCUGGUCUCAGUUUUGCUGCUGAUCAAGAUGAUUUAUCAGAUCAACUACUUUGUGCAUUCAAACUAUGCUGUCAACUGUACGGAAAAUGCUACUACAGGAAAUGAUGCAGACUGGCUUGGACUGUAUAAGGGUAGCACAUAUCAUACUCUUCCAGAAAUACUGAAGGGGUAUAUAGGUUUGAUUUUCUUGGCAACAUUAAUGGCUGUGGUUAGGGUUCGGCAACUGUACAAGCGCCAGUUAAGUGGAGAACCAGUUUCCCGACCUCACAUAAUGUUUCCCAACAUACAGCGUUGCCAUGCAGAUCGUGAUCUGCGAAGCUGUUUCAAGUACCUCUUGAAUUAUGGUUUUUACAAAUUUGGUGUUGAGAUCUGUCUAAUGGCAACUGUAGCUCUGAUUGGUACUCGUAUGGAUUUGUAUGCUGUGCUGUAUGGGGUAUGGCUCUGUGUGCUGGUCAUUAUGAACCGAAAGAAACUGGCCAAAAUUUGGGGCAUCUUCCAGGUGUUCAUUGUAAUGCUGAUACCCAUUCAGUAUGCCAUGGCUGUAGGCUUGCCACCUGCAUUAUGCAUAGAAUAUCCUUGGAACCAGUCGCUGAUACUGAGGAAUCUACAGGAGUGGAUGUUCUUGCCUGAUCCUGUGUAUCCUCCAGCAGCCUAUAAACUUGUCUGUGACUUUGUGUUGCUGAUGCUGGUAUGUCGGCAGAGUCUUGUGUUCCGAAUAGAGAGACGUUAUGCCGGGCAGAUCUAUGCAGGUGGUAGUAACAAGAGUAUUCUAAAAGAAACAGAGCAGCCAGGAUUUAUUAAUCCUGUACCAGAUCACAUAUCUUAUGUCAGAUCAUGGCUGGAUAUUGCAAAGCGGUGUUUCUUGUCUUCCUUCCUCUGGGUGACACUGGCCAUUGUUUUUCUGGCUGGCACAAACCGGCUUAACAUAUUUUCACUGGGGUACCUGGUGGGUGCCUUUGUGUUCCUAUGGCAAGGACCUGUGCCAUACAUCCUGAAGUGGUGGAACACUCUGUUGGGUUACAAUGUGGCAGUUAUGAUCAAAGCUUUACAUGGCUGCAUGUUCCUCCUAGAAGUGAAGAGCCAUGCUUGCUGGGCUGCACAGUUGCUUGGAAUAACGUGCAUCAGGAAGUUUCCUGCUCCAGUCGGAUCAUUGCCCGAGUUUGAGGAUUUAACACAGUGCAAUGUGCCAAAGGAAAAUAGUGGGCUUAUAUGGGAUGGUGUGUGUUUUGGGUGCUUGAUCAUGAUGAGAAGGUUGUUCAACAGUUACUAUUUCAUCCAUCAGAUCAAUGAGAACAAGGCCAUGACUGUGCUUGCAUCCAGGGGUGCCGAGUUGAUUGAGGAACUACGGAUGAAGCGGAUACGAGAACAAGAGAAUCAGGAACAUUGCAUUCUUGACAAGAUCAGAGUGAAGAUGGAUCGAAUUAAGGCAACCCAACAGAAGACUCAGGGACCCAUGUUUAAGGAACCUGAGAGUCACCAUGCUGCAACUCCUGGGUCUGUUCAUCGACGUGCAAGAACAAAUCGUGAUGCUAUUCGCUCUGGUGACUACUACAUGUUUGAAGAGCUGGAUGAUGGUGUACUGGAAGAGAAGGAUGAAACAUCAUCGGAUGAUGAAGGUGGCAGACAUGGUGAGAGGAGAGUUACACUCAGUAAGUUCCUGGACACAGCUUUCAAGACUGACAUGGAACAAGCAGCAGAAUUGGCUCUUACAAAGGGUACAACAGGUGAAGGCGUUGCUGAUGGUGGUCGACGGUCUUCUGUCAAACUGACACGAAAUAAAUCAUCCUUCUUCACAUGUGAGACAGAGAUUGCACCCCAAGCACAAGCAGGCAGUCCUUCUUUACAUAGUGACUAUAUGGUGCCAACUUCUCCUGAAGGAAGCAAGGGGAGCUACCCAUCACAACAUUACCCACCAGAUGAAGUAGAUGGGGCCUCAACCACAAAAGAUGCAUCUUCGGAAACAGAAGUUAGAAUGAGCGUGGGACAACGCAUAUGGCUGAUGGUGAAAUUUGCAUGGGCCUUUGUGGAAAGUGCCAUGGUGACAUUAACAAGGCACCUGAACCAUGUAUCUCGUGAUUACCGCUAUGUUAUGGAGGUACUCACAUUGGAAAAGAAGAUGCUUAAGGAGAAAUCAGACUUUGGUCAAGGUGUCCGUGUUGGCUCUGCAAUGAUGUGGCAGCCAAUGCCCUCUGCAGUGGAUCACAGUAAACUCAGGCUAGAUCCUGUUCCCCUCCCAGCCAGGGCCAGCACGUCACUGGACCAGUUAGAUGAAAGCACACCAGAUGAAGUGAAGCUCUUGGGCAGACCCCGUGUAUGGGCGAUGGAAAUGCUGACUAUACCUGAGAUCCGUGUUCUGGCCCCUAGUAUGGAGCGUGGCCUUGAUUUGUCUGAUGCUGACAGCCACCAGCCACCAGUGAGUCUCGAACAGAUGGACGAAACACAGGAGCUGAGCGCAAAGGACCAGGCUCCUUUCGUGCGACUUGUCCUGGCAUUGUGGUUUGCCAUCAUCUCACACUCAGACCUUGUGUGUUACUUCAUGGUGUUCCUGUAUCAAACAAAAUCAGCAACCAUCUUGUCUCUACCACUGCCACUUAUGGUGUUUUUGUGGGGAACACUUACAAUUCCAAGACCCACUAAAACCUUCUGGGUGACCAUGAUUGCUUACACUGAGGUCAUUGUUAUUGUGAAAUGGAUGUUCCAAUUUGAGUUCCUGCCAUGGAAUGGGACUGAAGUAAUUGAGAAGAACCCAUUCUUCCCUCCCAGAAUCAUUGGAAUUGAGAGCAAACCAAACUACGCCACAUAUGACUUGUUCUUACUUCUCAUCAUAUUCUUUCACAGAUAUAUGUUGAAAUCCCUUGGUCUGUGGAAAACAACAUAUGAAGACCCUGUAAUGUUCAAAGAAAAGGAACAGAAGUUCCGUUUAGAUCCUGAAGGAGACUCAGUAGGUCUACAUCGGGUGGAUGAAGAAGACACUUUAACAGCAGAUGCUGAUCCACCAGUCGGCAAGGAGCUGGCUAUCCUGAAACAUGGAGGAAGCAGGUUAUCAUAUUCAGCACCUGGUCUAGGCAACUCUGGAUCAUCAUCACAGCUUGGACGAAGUUCUGGUUUGCGUCGCCGCUCAUCAGCUGGCAAUGUAUCAGAUCAGGUGGUGACACAGGGAGGCCGACGUCUCAGUGCCUACAAGACAAGUGUAGAUCAGUCUGAUGCAGGAGAUCAUACCAGGUCCGCAGGUGAAGAACUAAGUACCUCCAACCUAAUUGUGGUUCGCACUGAUAAGGAAGACGUUAGUGAUCACAUCCCUGGCUUCCUGGUAUUGGCCCCAAGACGAUAUUGUGACUCAGUGAAGGGUUUUUUUAGUCACUUGCUUUCUAGAGCCCAGCGAGUCACUGCUGAUGUGUAUGCUCUGAUGUUUCUCUGUGACUUCUUCAACUUCAUGGUUGUCAUCUUUGGCUUUGCAUCAUUUGGGUCUGACCUGGGAGAAGGAGGAGUGUCUGCUUAUCUGGAAGAAAACAAGGUGCCAAUUCCAUUCCUCAUUAUGCUGAUCCUGCAGUUUGCACUGAUUGUGGUGGACCGCGCAUUGUACUUGCGCAAAUACAUUCUCGGGAAGAUCGUGUUCCAGUUCUUGCUCGUAGUUGGAGUCCACAUAUGGAUGUUCUUCAUUCUGCCUCUAGUCACUGACAAGCAAUUCAAUGCAGAGCUUCCACCGCAGAUGUGGUACAUGGUCAAGUGCUUCUAUCUGCUCCUUUCAGCAUAUCAGAUAAGAAGUGGUUACCCCACUCGCAUUCUUGGAAAUGUUCUAUGUAAACGGUACAAUAUUCUAAACAUGGUCAUGUUUAAAGGGUUCAUGGCUGUACCAUUCUUAUUCGAGCUGCGUGCACUUAUGGAUUGGAUGUGGACUGACACAUCAAUGACAGUUUCGGACUGGCUGAAGAUGGAGGACAUCUUUGCAAACAUAUUUCAGCUCAAGUGUUCAAGACGUAUGGAAACUGAGUAUCCACAACCUCGUGGAGAGAAGAAAAAACCUUUAAUCAAGUACCUGUUGGGUGGUGCUGGCCUUUUUGUUAUCAUUGCUGUCAUCUGGUUCCCAUUAGUUAUAUUUGCGCUUGGCAGCACUGUUGGUCAACCAAACCUGCCUUAUGAUGUCACAGUUACAAUGGAUAUUGGUAACUAUCAGCCUAUCUAUAAAAUGUCAGCACAGAAUAACACUGUCAACACUAUUGACAGAAUGAGUGAACAGUCUUGGAAUAAAAUGCAGAAUGCGUACUUAAAAAAUAAAGCUGCUUUAACUUUCUUGUCCAACUAUGAUCACACAGACAUUGCUGUGAUUAGAAUGAGUAAUUCUUCAAGUAUGGUAUGGAGUAUCUCUCAGCCAGACAGAGACUACCUCAUUGCAGAUCUCCAAUCCAGCAAACAGAUUGCGAUAAGGUUCAUGUGGCAUGUGUCACGAUUGAACCCUAAUCCAAAGACUACAGGGGAGGCUAGAGACUACCAUGUUUAUGAACUGGAGGCUGAGGUGGAUGGUAAACCGAGCCCACAAAGAGAUAAUCUCAUUAAGAUGUUGAAUGGGACACAUGUUACAGCAUUGAUUCCUAAUAUUUUCCCAAAAUUCCUGAAGAUUUCAAAUCGUGGAAUGGCUACUCCAGUUACACAACUCAUGGAACGAAUUGCUUCUCCUCUUGACACUACAUUUAGAAACCUUAGCCUACAGUAUAGUGGAGAUAAUGGAUCUGACAGCCAGAGUUGGUGGUCCCUCAAAGAAACAUGUGAUGAUAAGAAUUAUGAAAAUUUUUUGAAGGAAAUAGAUGAUGAUCACUGUAACAAACUGGUUAUAUACACAUUUAAUGAUAAAUCCUUCCCCAAAACUCUGAGCUUCAUUUCUGGAGAAGGAAUCAUAGGUUUAUACGUCGGCCUGGUCCUUCUGUUUUCUAAAGUCAUCCGAAGCUUCAUGACUGGUAUGUUGGCGGAGAUCAUGUUUACAGAGUUGCCAAAUGUGGAUCGUAUCCUGCAGCUGUGCCUGGACAUAUACCUAGUGCGUGAAAGUGGAGAACUAGACUUGGAGGAAGAUCUGUUUGCCAAAUUGGUAUUCCUGUACCGCUCACCAGAAACCCUCAUAAAGUGGACACGGCCACGAGAAGAGGGUGAAGGAGAGGAGGGAAAUGCACAGCCCAUGAUUGCCCAGUAGUUCAGCCUCAUGGAGCCAUAUGUAACGCACACAUCAUAUUCACGUGACUGACCUGUAUUCAGACAAAUAGCAACAGCAAUUUGUUGCUUUGUGUGGCAUCAUUGCUGCAUUAGCAAGGAUCAUAGUUUCAGUCUUGUAUUGUGAUUGUGUGUGCUGUAUCUGAGAUGGCCCAUGACCUGUAGUAAGUGAUUGCAUUCAUUUGACACUGCUGUAAUGCCGGCUGGUGGUUAUGGAUGCAACUGAAGAGACCUCUGGUAGUGAUCCACAAUCUGGUGAUCAAGGUAUCACUGCAAUCAGUUGGUUAAGGUUUUCAUUGCAAUCUGCACGGAAAUAAGUUGCUGUACUUUGAAGUAACUUUAAGUGUGAAUCAGGUUUGCAGUGUUUUUUUUUUUCUUUUUACCCUCUUUUCAGUGUUUUUAGUUGUCUGGUUUAUUGUAUUUUCAUACUGUGAUAUGCUGUUACAAAAAUUAUUUUUGCACAUCAUUAAGGUUGUAAUAUUAUAUGUAUUUUUGUUUGCAUGCAGUUCCAAUUUUUGUUGUUUGAAAAGGUCAUGUACUUGUUGACAUCAUUAUUUAUGAAAGUACUGGUAACAUGAAGGCAAUAGCUGUCAUGGUUUCCAAGCAUUUGAAUUUUUAACUUUCAGUUUGCAAUGCUUUAAGCACUUUCCUUGAAAAUAAUUCUAUCAAUUUAACAUUAGUCAUCCUAAUCCAAAGAAUAAUAGUUACAUGAAUAAAAUUAAAAGAAAAGCAAGGAUUUAAAUGAGAAAUAAUGGGGGAGGGGGUAAUAUAGCAGUACAGGGCUCCAGAAAUACAGCUUAAAAUGUGUUUGCCUGUAGUUUCACAGUAUGCUUCAUAUGAGUAUUUUUGUAGGAGGUAUUUACAAAACACUAAAUGUUGAGAAUAGGGAAUGAAUGUAAUAUAGUCUGUAGUAUGCUCUCUACACCUUAAAUGUGAUGAUAAAUAAAUAAUUUUAUUGCAGCACUAAAUAGGUUAUAUUUAUUUUUGACCAUAUCUGUACAUAUAAAUGAAUUUCAUUGUUAAAAUAAUGGACAGUUUAACAUAUGGCUGGAAUAUCUGAGAGUAGUUUGGAGAUUAAUGAAACAAAAUCUAAUGGGGUGUAUUUUUUUAAAUACCAGAUAGUAUUGUUACUAUUGGUCAUACAUGUUGGAAGGCUAAGAGGAAUGAAUGUAUAUGAUUCUGUGAUUUAUUUUGGUGAAAUGUAACCAAACUAUUAUAUUUUUUUAUAAAGAAUUGUGAAAUGUGUAUUCUAAACUGCAAUUCUCUGAUCAUUCAUUGCCCUCUACUAAAUAAUCUAAAGCAAGUACAGCAAAUUGGGAAGCUACAGACUAAGUUGACAGUUAAUUUGCUAUAACAGAUAAGUGAGCAUAUUUCUGUAGCCCUCCUGUGAUGCAUUAAUUAUUAAGAGUAUUGGAAUGAAAUAAGAUGUCAUUUGGCCCAAAAGCACAGAUAUUAAGUUCUUAAGCUUGGAUAUAAGAUAGCUAUCACCAUUUUCUUUAAUUUUUAGUAUUAUUUAAAUAUGUUUGAGUGUUUUGGGUCAUUACACACUAUGACAUAGUGCUUUUAGCUUUGGAAGAACUUCAUCUCCAUCAUCUUGGUAUAAACGAAAACAGGUGGCUUGAAUAGAUAUGUAUUAAGGUAAAAACGUAAAGUAGUAUUUUAAGCAGGCUCUUAAUGAGUCUUAAGGCAAACUGGAGAGGGCACUUCCAUUGGGUAUCCUUUGCUUAUAUUUAUAUUUUGUACAUCUAGCUUUCCACUUCCUUGUGAACAUGGAAGCAGCAAGUUUCUUCAAAAAAAAUAUUUUUUUUAAACAACAGGGCUGUGUACCCCAGAAUACUCAUAAAUACAUUUAAAAAGCUUAAAAUAAUGAACAUUAUAUUCUAAGGCAAGUUUCUGGAAAAUCUGUUUUAAAAAUGGAAAAAAUAUAAUUGUAUGAAGAAUGUAACAAAACCUGUCAUGAAGCACAAUUUUAGUUGCUCAGCCUUUUAAUAAAUGGUGAUGCAAAUA